Messenger RNA from Bufo gargarizans (Asiatic toad), 1020 nucleotides. Its product is annotated as beta-2-glycoprotein 1-like. The record is from RefSeq and is a predicted model, not a curated record. Lineage: Eukaryota; Metazoa; Chordata; Amphibia; Anura; Bufonidae.
AUGAGGUUCGGGCAGGUGGUUUUCUAUGAGCCCCGGGAAGGGAACAUCUCUGUGUACCUGGACAAGAUGCGCUACAGCUGCGAGCUCAACUACGCCCUCAUCAGAAACGAGAACGCCAUGUGCAGCGCCAACGCCACCUGGAGCCACAUUCCUGAAUGCCCCGAUGUAAACUGUCAGCGCCCGACAGAAAUCGCCAAUGGGUACAUGAGCUUGGCCCCUUAUCAGAAGUACAACUACAAGGAGGUGGUGACGUAUGGGUGUAACCCGCCAUACGCGCUUGUGGGCUCCCUCACCUUCUACCACGACAAAGAUGGAGAAUGGACGGAGAAGGCGCUUUGCCAGGGUAAGUCCUGUGACCACCUGCACUGCUGCGUCCGCCAUCCCUGCACGGCCCAUCCUAAGGCCAUCGUCCUGCACAGUGGGCGCAAGACGCACGCGGACAAGAUUUCACGCCAGGAGAUCCAAUAUGGCGACGUGAACACCUAUUACUGCAAGGACAAGAAGGAGAACUGCACCUUCACCGUGCCCGGCCGCUGCCACAACGGCAACUUCACCAUGUCCGUCUGCUACAAAAGUGACCAACGUCCGACCAGAGGAGCAGUGGCUGACAUAGGUUCAGCAUACUUUGAAAGAGAUAUCCAUGGUCUAAUCGAGAGAAUCAUAAGGAAAAUCAAAAGAUUACCCACCACCGAAUUAAGACUGCCUUCCCCAAGCAUGAUCAGCGGCACCUGGCAGACUAUUGGGAAGACACUACCACCAGCAAAUACCAAUAAAGAAAAUACCAACGAUGGAGAUCUCCAUGCACUGGACACCAUCAAGGACUUCAUAAAGAACGAAGUAGACUGGCCCAACCCCCUCCUCGUCCCCUCACAACUUCCAAAGUAUGAAGAUCACACAUUUCUUCAGCCCAAUACCGUUAUCCCGAAAAAGAACAAAAAACAAUUCCGGGGAUGUAGAGGGGAAAGAGCAAAACACUCCAAGAAAGAAAAAACUCAAAUCCCAAUCUGUAAUAUUAGAUGA